This is a messenger RNA of Aspergillus steynii IBT 23096, 1839 nucleotides long. RefSeq lists its product as uncharacterized. The transcript has 2 exons. Lineage: Eukaryota; Fungi; Ascomycota; Eurotiomycetes; Eurotiales; Aspergillaceae. The record is from RefSeq and is a predicted model, not a curated record. Bases 1 to 1797 code for a protein of 598 amino acids.
AUGGAUAUCGUCGAAGAUGUUGGCAGCCUGUUGGAAGAAUUCGCUCGAUUGAAGCGGCUUGGUCAGUUCACGGCUGCCAAGACCUUUUUCCAAGAGUCACUCGCCGAGUUCCAUGCCUCGUUUCCGGUGGCGCUCGAAUAUGCAGAUCUGUUGGCCGAGCAAGAAAUGUACGAGCAGAUUUGUCGAUUGGAGUCUCCUCUAGGAGGGGAAGACUUUUCUCCGAAAGAUUUCGAUCCAGCGGACGACCCCUGCACGUUUCUUUAUCGAGCGAACUGGGCUCUCAUUCAGGCCUUGGCGGCGAUUCAUUGUCAAGGGCGCCUGAAAGAGGCAUGCGAGAAGGUGCAGGUCUUCCGCUACGUCUUCAAAAUCCUCACGCAAGUGGAGAGUGAGUCAAACUUGAUCACUGAACGCGAUUUCGACAUUUGGUCUUGGACUCACCUGUACCAAAUGAUGAUAGCGGACGGUCGGGUCUGGGAUGCUCGCGAUAUCAUAAUAGCUUCAAUGCGAGCCGACGGGGCAGCCAAAACAUGGCUGUCGGUAUUUGGUAUAGAAAUUACCUCUGAACACUCCUUCAAUCGCUUCUUGGAGGACUGGAAAAUGGAUCAGUACGAUGAAGCCACCUGCCUGGCGCUCCUCGAUAUUCUUGUGUCUGCCUGCCAGGAGCUCACCUCGCCCUCCAUGUCUACUCUCAGUGACGAAGACCUUGUACUGGCUCAGCGGAUUUUAGAAAAUGCCGGAUAUUUGAUUAGCCGGCUCGAAGGGAAUCAUGUCGAGCUAGUAAAGACGAGGUCUUAUCUUCGAUUCAUAAUCGCCAGGACCGAGGUAGAAAGAAAGCGUGCACCCCAGAGCAUGGAUAUUGGGAUGGCGAAGCAUCUGUCAAUGUUUCCAGGGUUAACUUUCUGGACGGGAGUCGUGCCUAUCUAUCUGCCCAUUAAAACCGAGAAUCCAGGAUGGAUACCUAGAGCAAGCACAAUGACCUCUUCCCGUCCAGAACUCGAAACUAUCGCGUCAAUAACGCAUGAGCUCGGCGACUACCCGACCCACAUUCUCUGUCGAGCCGAAUUGCUUCAUCAUUGCUCCGAGCCCGGUGCAGUCGAGCAGUUGACGCACAUGGCCGACCUCCAAAUUUGUACCCAGGGCGAUCGCUUGAGAUACCAGCACACCUGCCUCGCGAGGUUUCUCUGCAUUCGCGCCUUGCCACACAGACAGGCUCUACUCGAGAGUCUGCGUGUCUCACAACGAGCUUGGUGCUCUUUCCCGGGAUUGACUGCGUGGUGUGUCGCCACAGUUGAGCGUGCUCUAGUACUCCUGACAGCAGCGGAGGAAGGGAGUCCCGCGCCGCUGCAUGAGCAAGGCCGCAAUGAUGACUUUUCGACCUCUCUGCCGCAUGAUAUUCAGGAUCGGCUCCUACGCAAUGGACUGGACCGAAUGUAUCGCUUGGACCUCAGGAAAGAAAGACCUACCUCGACAACCAUUAUAACACGCACGACCACCAUCAAAUCAGCCCUCAAGUCGACACCGGCCCCUAGCGACGUAUGUCGGUGCGAGGUUUGCAGCGACUCUCCUGCCCAACAUACCUGCAGUGGGCACCAUAAUGCAAUCGAGAUAUCCUCCUUAGACGGCAGUGUUAGCGAUGAAGGUAGCAGCUCCACGAGUACCAGUCACGACAGCUUCCGCACGGCCCACGAAUCCGAUAGCCAGCCAAGUCCUCCGCGCCGAGCGUUGACAUCAGUGACCGUGGAGGAUGCUCCGGAUACAUCCGAUGAUGAACCUUCAACUAUAAUACACGAGAACUGAUCCGUCCUUCGAGAUAAUCAUCUGAAUGGACGAGGAUUGUGU